Trichomycterus rosablanca is the source of this 3482-nucleotide messenger RNA. It is a transcript of the gene rtn1a, whose product is annotated as reticulon 1a. The record is from RefSeq and is a predicted model, not a curated record. The transcript has 9 exons. The coding region runs from base 8 to 2050 and encodes 680 amino acids. Gene Ontology annotation, biological process: brain development; endoplasmic reticulum tubular network formation; neuron differentiation. Gene Ontology annotation, cellular component: postsynaptic density; neuron projection; endoplasmic reticulum membrane. NCBI's taxonomy places the organism in Eukaryota, Metazoa, Chordata, Actinopteri, Siluriformes, Trichomycteridae.
AGUUACUAUGGAAACUGCAUCCCCAGACGAUUCCAUAUCUGAACUUCUCCUGAAGUCCUCCUCUGAGAGGAGUGAUCUCUACACUUCCCUCCUCUCCUCCCACUCUUCCACCAACCCAUUCAGCUCCAACGUUCCUCUCUUCUCUUCUGAUCCAUCUCCCGUCGUUCGUCCUGGGAGCGACUCUGGAAUCGGGAUGACCCCUGGAGACCCCUUCGACCUCCAGACACAAAAAAAUGAGCCCUACAACUACAUGGAUAUGAGCAACAACCUCUCUGAUUUUGGCGACCUUGGAAACCAUGGCAAGCAGCCAAUAAAAAGCCAUGGUGAUGAGGACCAUGAUUCUGAUGAUGAUGAAGAUGGGAGCUUGGAUUCAAAGCUAAAGAAGGAGAAGGAGCCAUUUGAUUUGGGACACUACCUAGAGAAGAACCCUGAAACGCUGGAAGUAAAGGGCAGCAUGAACAACACCUUCCCAUAUGUAGAGGACCAAUCGGAUGAUGACCUCGCUGAUUAUUACCCCCAUGGGAGGAUGGGAACAGUGCGGACCGCCAGUCCAGUCAAGAUCACCGUGACGACUGAGGCUUAUAGUCCAUUGACUGAAGAACCAAGAGGCGGAGUGUCCGAAAGAGAGAGUGUGCUUAGCUUGGGAAAGGAGGGUGUUCCCACAGUAACACUAUCCGAACCGGAGGAUGACAGUGCUGCUUCAUCUGUCAAUCAUUCUCCUAACCACUCCCCUACAGGAAGAGAGUCGCCCUCCGACCUGUUCUUCCAGCCAGUUGGGAUAAAGAAUGUGAACUGCAGCGCCCCCUACCAGGACACCAAGCUUCCUACAAAACCCUUUUCCGGUUUUGCAAUGCACGACCGAGACAGCGGAGAGUCUGGAGACUCAGAAAUUGAGCCAGAUUCACCGAGACGUGAGAAGCAUCUGAGUGCACAUGACAGGUUCGGCAACCCCUUUGAGCCCUUCGCCAAUAUGAAGGCAGGUCUGGAGAUAAAUCAGCGCAGCAAGGAAAAUCUUAGCAAUCCAUUUGAGGCUUCACUAAACAAAAAGAGUGAUUUGGUUCAAUCUGGAAAUCCUCCACUUUACAGCCUCCUGCGUGAAGAAAGGGAGGCCGAACUGGACAGCGACCUGCUUGUUGAGUCGGCUUCUGAAGAGAGUCCUAAGAGGGAGCAGAUUCUGAAAUCCACCUUACAACCAACUACACCUCCACCCCCGAGCAACCCCGUCACUACUAAAAAAGAAAAAGAAGAAAGGAAGGAGAAACCCAGCACAGCUCCAUUUGAGAAUGCCAUGGUCAAACCACUACAAGAAGAUAACCUCUUUACCAAACCCAGACCUGAAGUGGUGGGUUCAAGUGCAACAUCUUCUGAACAGCACCCCAUAGAGGAUAAAGAGAAGAACAGCAAAGUGAUUAGCAAUGAUAGGAGUCUGGGCACUAAAGAGGCAGAGCUGCUUCUCUUCUUUAAAACCUUCAACAAAAAGAAAGUGGUGGACCUGCUGCACUGGCGGGAUGUUAAACAGUCGGCGGUGCUAUUCGGCAGCAUGUUGGUGUUGCUUUUCUCUCUGACUCAGUUCAGUGUGGUCAGUGUGAUAGCGUAUGUGGCUCUCGCUGCCCUGUCCACCACCAUCAGCUUUAGGGUGUACAAGUCAGUACUGCAAGCUGUACAGAAAAACGACGACGGACAUCCGUUCAAAACCUAUCUGGAGAUGGAGAUUGCACUUUCCCCUGAGCAGAUCACUAAAUAUGUGGAAAAAGUGCAGCUCUAUGUCAAUUACACACUGAAGGAACUGCGCAGGCUCUUCCUUGUCCAGGACAUCAUCGACUCCAUAAAGUUUGCAGUGUUGAUGUGGCUGCUGACAUACGUUGGUGCUCUCUUUAAUGGCCUGACUUUGCUCAUCCUGGCUGUGGUGUCCAUGUUCACGGCUCCCCUGGUUUACGAGAAAUAUCAGAAACAGAUAGAUCAGUAUCUGGGUCUCAUGAGAAGCCAAGUGAACUCCAUAAUGACCAAGUUAAGAGAGAAGGUACCUGGGGCCAAGAGGAAGGAAGAAUAACAUCGCUUCUUGCAAAAUCACCAAAACCAGAACAUCACAAAAAGGGUUUUAAUCCUGUUUUUAAUUUAACCUCGUCCACUGCUCCUAACUUUAAUCCUGUUGGUCAUUUUAGCUGUUCUAUUACUAAACAACCCUGUAUGACUGAAAACAUUGUUUCAGCUACAUUAACUUCGGUCGUUUAUCUGCCACACCCUGAUCACAUUCAUGUCAUGAUGUAAACUCCCCCCUGCAGUUUUUCAUAUCCCCCAAUUGGGGUAAAUUAAAUUCCCCUGUAGUGCCCCCUGAAGGAUACUUUUGCCAGCUGAGAAAAACUGCAGUCUAGUUCACAUCUCUUAUGAUUCAUGUAAAGCCACUGACCGUUUUUUUACACUGAGCAGUGGUGGAUUCUUAUACAUAUUGGGGACCCUGUUGUGCUUUCUGUAUUCCUCCACAACUUUCCAUCUGGACUUCUUAACCCCCAAUUGACUUAAACCUAGAUGUCUGCAGGUUUACUUUCAAGGGGAAGAUGGCAAGGGCACAAUUAAAAACCAGGAUUAUACCCCAGUGAUAAUUAUUCCAGCACUGAAAAAAACCCUUGACCUGUAGGAAUGUGGUGAUCUUACAUUUUCACAAGAGGGACGAUAAUUUUUGCAUUGGUUAAAACCAGUCCACAAAAGAGUUUUUAAAAAUACCCACGUUUAACAGAAGCUGUUUUAUUGGUCGGUCUGUUUACAGACUUCUUCAAAAGGUUCAAAAAUCAACCGUGUUAUCUUCAGAGAUUGAAAGUAACUGGUACUUGAAACGUACUUUGUCAUUUUCUUGAAGCAUAAGUGCUUUGUCAGUGCACACUCAUGAAAGCAGAAUGAAUCUUUUAAAUUCUUAACCUGUGCCAGUAUAUUUAGUUUAUCUAACAAUAGACUAAGAAGUAAGGCUGUAAGUAUGAACUAAGCUGCCAGAAUAUUACUGAUACCAACCACAAGAUAUCAUUUAAAUCAUAAUCACAAUGAAAGAAAUUUGAAAUCUGUAAGUAGACAUGAAUUAUGCAAUCUACUUUUCUCUAAAUGCUUCAGAUUAAAAUGCAUGAUGUUUAUAAUUUUUUUCUGCUCUUAUUAUACACAGUGCUGUUGAACUAGAAACACACACACACACACACACACCAUGUCUGAUCUGGUCACUAUUUAAACUGCUUACAUUUAUCACAUCACUGAUUAUGCAUAUGUACACUAAACAUUCAUAUGCAUACACUUAAAUAUGAAGUUAAAUUGUGAGUAAAUAUUUUUUUCUGUGUUUUCGAGCACUACAGGAAUCUUAAAAGUGUGUUAACUGUUAUUAGCUUUUGUAAAAGUGGAACGUGUUUAGUGUUGUUGGUUUGAGCUCAGCGCAGAUUCGUUAUCUCUUUGCACUCACAUAUUUAAUUAAUGAACAAAUAUUAAUAAAUGUUCCGUAAUGAAAA